Diplodia corticola is the source of this 1089-nucleotide messenger RNA. Its product is annotated as ribosomal protein l50 mitochondria protein. Lineage: Eukaryota; Fungi; Ascomycota; Dothideomycetes; Botryosphaeriales; Botryosphaeriaceae. The record is from RefSeq and is a predicted model, not a curated record. Bases 1 to 1089 code for a protein of 362 amino acids. Gene Ontology annotation, cellular component: mitochondrion. The transcript has 3 exons.
AUGCGCAGAAUACCACGCCUCUCGCGGCCAAUUGACCGCCUCGCUGCCCUCGACCCAAUUGCCCUCCGCCGCCCUCAAUGCCCGUUCCCGACCACGUCCACCACCACCGCUCGCGCCCCGUUCUCCACCACCCGCACCCUCGCCGCCGAGGAAAACGACCCCCCCAAACGCAACGAGUUCCUCGAGCGCCUCCGCUCCAAGCUCUGGGGCACCGACCACGCCCCCGGCCGCGAAGACCCGUACUCGGCGCACUCGCCCAUGCGCGUGAGCACGCCGUCGCAGAAGAUGAAGCCGCAGAAGAAGAAGAGGGCGCAGAAGCAGCAGGCGGAUGCUGCUGAUGCUGCUGCUGCUGAGGAGAGCGAGGGGGAGGCGAAGACGCCUGCGAGGCAGGAGGUGCAGGUCGUGCGGGAGGAGGACGCGACGUACGAGCCGGCGCGGACGUGGCACGGGCUCAAGUGGGUGGGGGGGGAGGGGGUGGCGUGGCAGGCGGAGAAGGAAUUUACUCCGCCCGUGCGGACGACUCUUGAGCCUAGGCUCGCGCUGAAGCAGGCGUUGAUUGAGGUGUUUGCGGCGAGGAGCGAGGGCGCGUCGUUGGAGGGCAUUUACGACGGCAAGGGCAAGGAGGAUGGGUCCGUCGUCGGUGUGGAGCUGACCGCUGCGGCGGACGGCAGCGCUGUCAUCAAGAAGGCGGAGGCAGUGGCCGAGGGCCAGGCGGCCGAGGGCCAGGCGGCCGUAGAUGUCAGCCGAGAGGAGGCUCGGUUGUGGAGGGGCAUCUCUCUGCGGGAUCCGGCCAUCAAGUUUGCGGUCGUCAAGCGCGUCAUGCAGCUCGCUGGCAUCCGCAUCACCGACCCCGUCAUCGCCCAGAGCAACACCGCCGGCAUCCUGCUGGACAGCAUCACCAGGCGCCCGCCGCCCGCCAAGCUUUUCGAAAAGCUUGACAGCGACAAGAAGCUGGCCAAGCUGCGGAAUGUCAAGAUUUCGCCUCGGAGAAUCACGCCCAUCGAUAACGAGAGGCAAAUUGGCAGGUGGAAGAUCAUCGAGCAGAAACUUCAGAGCAAGAAUUUGCCAGUCACGGGCCACAACAUCUGA